Molecule: messenger RNA, 1659 nt
Organism: Ochotona princeps (American pika)
Lineage: Eukaryota; Metazoa; Chordata; Mammalia; Lagomorpha; Ochotonidae
Gene: ZNF74
Product: zinc finger protein 74
Exons: 5
Coding region: 1-1659 (552 amino acids)
Biological process (GO): regulation of transcription by RNA polymerase II
Molecular function (GO): DNA-binding transcription factor activity; RNA polymerase II cis-regulatory region sequence-specific DNA binding
Source: RefSeq, a predicted model, not a curated record
AUGGAGACCUCGGCCCUGCAGCCUGAGGGGACAGCUCUGAGCUUUCGAGGCCCUGCUUUUGGCCUCCCAGAGAAUCCAGAGGAUGAGGCCGGUUGGGGUCUCUUGGAAGCCAGGUCUGAGGAGUCAGUGACCUUCAAGGACGUGGCCGUGGACUUCACCCAGGAGGAGUGGGGUCAGCUGGAUUCCCCUCAGCGGGCCCUGUACCGGGACGUGAUGCUGGAGAACUAUCAGAACCUUCUUGCCCUCGGGCCCCGGGUCUGCAAGCCGGAUGUGAUCUCUCACCUGGAACGAGGUGAGGAGCCAUGGCCUGUGCAGAGGGAAGUUCCCAGAAGGGCUCAUCCAGAAUGGGCACCUCGGCCUGUGAUGGAAGAGGGACCCUGUCAGCCACGGCAGCAGGCAGCUUGCAGAGGGGAGCCAUACCAGGACCUGAUCAUGGAGCAGCCAGGGAGGUCUGGGCCUCAUGGGGCCAGCCUGGGCAGGACGCAGGCCUGGGCAGACGUGGCAAAUGUUCCGUGGGAACGUGAGGCUGCCACCUGGGAGGACAUCCCCACAGAGGAGAACCUUCGGGGCCACAACCAACCAAAGGAGGGGGUCCCCCGGGGGUGCCCCAUCCUCCCCCAGCAGAGCAGCCCAUCGGGAGGACACUGUCCUGGCAGAUCCCUCAAGAAGCACGGGGGAAACACUUUGACCUCCAGUGAGCCCCCAGGGAAAUACCCACCAGCCUCCAGGCAGUGGGACAGUGCCGCCGCGGGGGCGGGCCUGUAUGUGUGCAAUGAGUGCGGGGAGACAUUUGCACAGAGCGCGUCACUCACGCUGCACCGGCGCUGGCACGACUGGCGGAAGGCCUACAAAUGCGGGCAGUGCGGCAAGGCCUUCAACCAGCGCACGCACCUGACCCGGCACCACCGCAUCCACACAGGCGAGAAGCCCUACAAGCGUCCCGAGUGCGGCAAGGCCUUCACCUGCCACUCGUCCCUCACCGUGCACACCAAGAUCCACAACGGAGACAAACCGUUCCAGUGCAGCGACUGCCGGAAGGCUUUCCGCAACCGGUCCCGCCUCACCCUGCACCAGCGGAGCCACACGGGCGAGAAACCCUUCAAGUGCACCCACUGCGGCAAGGGCUUCAGCUGCCACUCAUACCUCGUGGUGCACCAGCGCACCCACAGCGGCGAGAAGCCCUUUGACUGCAGCAGGUGCUGGAAGGCCUUCAGCUGCCACUCCUCCCUCAUCGUCCAUCAGCGCGUCCACACCGGCGAGAAGCCCUACAAGUGCGGCCAGUGCGGCAAGGCCUUCAGCCAGAACCACUGCCUCCUCAAGCAUCGGAAGACCCACGCCGGAGCGACGCCGUGGAAGUGCGCCGACUGCGGGGAGGCGUUCGGCUGCAGCUCACACCUCCUGGAGCACCUGCGGCGGCGGCACCCCCACCGCGAGGAGAAGCCGUCCGCCAUCCAGCUGGACAGGCACCUGCUGGGCACGUACUGUGUACCCGGUGGUCUGCUAGGCACUGAGGACGCGGAGGUGGAGGGCAGAGACCCCAUCUGUGCCCUGGAUGUGACAGAACUGCUGGGCGUAGUCCAGCCCCUGCCCAGCAGGCACCUCUCCACCGGAAAGCAAACCUGGACGCUUACCGGGGAGAGCUCAGCAGCCACUCCCUGA